AUGGUGGGAUCCCUUCUCCUGCCCCUGCAGAUGCUCCUGCUGUCCUUAGCUCUGGGAACUGCUGGGCAAGAAGCCCAGGGUGACAAGAGUGGGGAGAAGAUUAUUGAUGGUGUUCCAUGUCCAAGAAGCUCCCACCCAUGGCAGGUGGCUCUGCUCAAGGGCAACCAGCUGCACUGCGGGGGCGUGCUGGUCGGGGAUCGCUGGGUACUCACGGCGGCCCACUGCAAGCUGAAUGAGUACACUGUGCAUCUGGGGAGUGAUAAGCUGGGCGACAGAAAGUCCCAGAAGAUCAAGGCUUCAAGGUCAUUCCGUCACCCUGGUUACUCCACACAGACUAACGUUAAUGACCUCAUGCUUGUGAAGCUAAAUAGCCGGGCCAGACUGUCAUCAAAUGUGAAAAAAGUCACCCUGCCCUCCCACUGUGAGCCCCCUGGGACUAUGUGCACUGUCUCUGGCUGGGGCACUACCACAAGCCCUGAGGUGACUUUUCCCUCCAAGCUCAUGUGCACAGAUGUCAAGCUCAUCUCCUCCAAUGAGUGCAAGAAGGUUUACAAGGACCUGCUGGGCAGUUCCAUGCUGUGUGCCGGCAUCCCUAACUCCAAGACCAACGCCUGCAAUGGUGACUCAGGGGGACCGUUAGUAUGCAAAGGCACCCUGCAAGGUCUGGUGUCCUGGGGAUCUUUCCCAUGUGGCCAACCCAAUGACCCAGGUGUCUACACUCAAGUCUGCAAGUUCAGCGACUGGAUAAAUGAGACCAUGAGAAGGAAUCGCUAA
Otolemur garnettii (small-eared galago) is the source of this 774-nucleotide messenger RNA. It is a transcript of the gene KLK7, whose product is annotated as kallikrein related peptidase 7. The record is from RefSeq and is a predicted model, not a curated record. The transcript has 5 exons. Gene Ontology annotation, molecular function: serine-type endopeptidase activity. The coding region runs from base 1 to 774 and encodes 257 amino acids. Gene Ontology annotation, biological process: positive regulation of antibacterial peptide production; proteolysis. NCBI's taxonomy places the organism in Eukaryota, Metazoa, Chordata, Mammalia, Primates, Galagidae.